Molecule: messenger RNA, 2442 nt
Organism: Triticum turgidum subsp. durum (durum wheat)
Lineage: Eukaryota; Viridiplantae; Streptophyta; Magnoliopsida; Poales; Poaceae
Source: the annotation of a GenBank genome assembly
AUGUCAGUCAUGUUCAUUGCCACCUGCGUAGCCCUUGCUUUGUGCUUCGCAGUGGGUGCAGCGGCCAAAGUCUCGGCGCGGCGUCCGCUGCGGGGCAACGACACGCUGGUCUCCGCACAGGGCAGGUUCGAGCUCGGCCUGUUCAGCCCCGCUGGCAGCUCCGACGGUAGGUUCUACCUGGGGAUCUGGUACAAGAACAUCCCUGGCCAGACCGUCGUCUGGGUCGGCAACCGCGCGACCCCCCUGUCCGGCGUCGCGUCCGCCGAGCUCCGGGUGUCCGCCGCCGAUGGCAAUCUCGAGCUCGUCGGUCCCACCAACGCCUCCGCCUUGCCGGUCGUCGUGUGGUCUUCAAACCUCUCGUCUUCGUCUCUGUCAUCGUCGCCGGGCUCGAACACGGUGGAGAUCCGCGACGACGGCAACCUGGUCCUUGUCGACGGCGGCAACUCCUCCACCGUGCUAUGGCAGAGCUUCGAUCACCCGACGGACACGCACGUGCCGGGGGCGUGGAUCGGAGAGAACAAGCUCACCGGUGAGUACCAGACGCUGACAUCAUGGCGGAACGCCCAAGACCCCGCGCCGGGGAUGUUCACGGACAUGAUAGACCCCAAUGGCACCAGUGAGUUCUUCUACAUGUGGAACCGUUCCCGCGCGUACUGGCGGAGCGGCGUCUGGACGGGGAAAGUCUUCGAGAGGCUGCCGGACGCAACGGGGAGCAUCACGUCGUACGAGGAGACGUCGGCGUACCGGCGUCUCACCAACGUCAUCACGGACAACACGACCAUCACGCGCUUGGUGCUUGAUCUCACCGGCCAGGCGAAGCUGUACAUCUGGGUGCCCGCGAGGCAGAGCUGGCAACUGUUCUGGACCGCGCCCACCAUGCAGUGCCAAGUGUACGCGCUCUGUGGCGCGUUCGGCAUCUGCGACCAGAGGAGCCAACUGCCGUGCCGGUGCCCGCCCGGGUUCGCUCCGGUGUCCGAGGGGGACUGGACGCUGAGCGACUGGAGUGGUGGCUGCCGCCGGAGCUCGCAGCUCACAUGCGCGCACAACGGGUCGACGGCGGACGGAUUCUUAGCGCUGCCGAAUGUGAAGCUCCCCGACGAGUCGGUCUCCGUGGCCGUUGCCCAGAGCAAAGCAGAGUGCGAAUCGACUUGCCAAAAGAAUUGCUCUUGCCAAGCCUAUGCCUUCUCCGCCGGGGGCGUGGGAUGCACCGUCUGGUAUGGAGAGAUCCGCAACCUUGAGCAGCUCUACGUGGAUUCCGGCGUCUCUGGGUCAGACCUCCAUCUCCGGCUUUCAGAAGCAGGAUUGCAAGUUCUGCACGGCUCAGACAGGAAGAAACGAGGUAGAAAGUUAUGGCUUGUUUUUGGCAUCCCAUUGGUCGGCGUUGUAGCAUUAGGCGCGUCGGUGAUGCUGGCCUGGAGGAUUCUCCUUGCUCGGAGGAGACGACUAGCCAGAAUGGAAAACGAGAAGGGAUCCUCCUUGGCCGUGUACAGUUACGGCGACCUCCGUGCCGCCACGAAGAACUUCUCAGAGCGGCUGGGCGGCGGCAGCUUUGGCUCGGUGUACCGCGGUGUCCUGAAGCGGCAUAAGGGAGACAACACAAUCCAAGUCCAAGUGGCAGUGAAGAAGCUUGAAAGUCUUGGUGGGCGGCAGGGCGACAAGCAGUUUCGGGCGGAGGUGAACACGUUGGGGCUCAUCCAGCACGUGAACCUUGUUCGGCUCUUCGGGUUCUGCCCGUCGCAUGAUGAGAAGAUGCUCGUGUACGAGUACAUGGCCAGAGGCUCCCUUGACCGCUAUCUCUUUGGCAGCGGCGCAAGCCCAAGCUGGCGCGAACGGUACAACAUCAUGGUUGGCGUGGCAAGAGGGCUGGCCUACCUGCACCGCGGUUGUCAGGAGUGCAUCAUACACUGCGACAUUAAGCCGGAGAACAUCCUACUGGACGAGGACAUGUCCCCGAGGAUCGCCGACUUCGGGAUGGCGAAGCUGGUGGGGAGGGACUUCAGCCGCGUGCUGACGACAAUGCGGGGCACCAUCGGGUAUCUGGCGCCGGAGUGGAUCUCCGGGCAGCCCAUCAGUGCCAAGGCGGAUGUGUAUAGCUUUGGAAUGGUGCUCUUUGAGCUCAUCUCAGGACGACGAAACUCCGAGGGGUAUAGUGCGGUGGAGGCGGCAGGGAGCGGGAGCAGUGAUUCGUGGACCUUCUUCCCCGUGUGGGCGGUGGGGAAGGUCAUGGAAGGGGAGGUGGGCGCCGUAGCUGACCCGCGGCUGCGUGGAAACGUGAGUCCGGAGGAGCUGGAGCGGGCAUGUUGGGUGGCGUGCUGGUGCAUCCAGGACCAAGAGGGGCAACGGCCGACCAUGGCGCAGGUCGUUCAGGCGCUGGAGGGCGCCGUCCAGGUUCACGCGCCGCCAGUUCCGCGGGCUCUGCAGCACCUCGUCACGCUCAUGUAA